Messenger RNA from Rotaria socialis, 1452 nucleotides. The record is from the annotation of a GenBank genome assembly. Lineage: Eukaryota; Metazoa; Rotifera; Eurotatoria; Philodinida; Philodinidae.
AUGAGCGAUUUGGCUAUUAUUACAUUAUGUCAAGCUCUCGCAAAUAUAACUCAUAAUCGUUGUCAUUUAAUUGAAAAUUCAAAUACAUGUAGAUGCAUCGAUAAUAUAAUAGACCAAAGACCAUCUGCGGUUGUCAGUACGGCACCUCAUAUAAUGUUGAGUGAAGCCAUUUUAAUAUUUUUUGUUUUGGCAUUAUGGUUUUCAGCAAUUGGAUUUUGUCUAAACCAAUAUAAAUCACUUCGUCGCCUUGAAACGCAAGUGCACUAUUGUGCUAAUCGAAAAGAUCCAUUGAACAUAGGCGAUAUCAAAAUAGUUGCACGUGAACAAGAUUCAAUAAUAUAUAAGAAAGCACGUUAUUCAACUGCUCUUGAAACUCAUAUUAAUCGUGAUGAAUUAAAGUCUAUGCAAUAUGUUAAAGAAUAUUUACCAAAAAAUGCAUCAAUAUCAUUAGCUAUGGAAGUUCUUUCUGGUAGUGGAGAAGAUCUUACUUCCAGUAUGCCCGUAUCAACAACUACCACAACUUUGUACAGUCCAUCAGGAUUUUUAACAUCGACACCAUACGUUCCAUUAAGUACACACAAUGAACUAGUUGAAGAACAACAAUCACUAUCGGCUCCUCCACCAUCAUUAGAAUCUUUUGUUUCAUUAGAAACCGAUACUAAUCAAUUUAUUAACUAUAUUUUCGAUGCUAAUCGACCAGGAACUAGUCACUUAUCGGCAGGUCUCAAUAUUCCGCAUAUUUCCACACCAAAUAGCUCAUCGUCAUCUUGGAACGGUUCUCGAAUACAUGAAACGAGUUGUUCAACACAACAUUUAUGUGUACCAUCAGCUACUCUCAGAUCAAAUCGUUAUUCAGAUGGAAACAUAUCUUUAGCUGUUCCACAAACUCCACAGAGGAAUUCAGAAAAUUGUGAUAACCAAUUACUUGAUCCUCGACUGAUACCCAAUACAGUUCGCCGUAGUUUAUUAGCUUUACAUCGUGAAAGUCAAGAUAAUAUUCAUAUGCAACGUACGAAAGAAAAGACUCAAUCAGAAAAUGAUGUUCAUAUUGCCUUUAUACCAUGGAAAAUAAAAAUGAAAUCAAAAUUAAAACGCACUCAUCAUCAUCAUCAUAGUUAUCAACAACAGCCACAAACUCGCCCACAUUCAAAUACCUUUUCGAUUUUAUCCUUACGACAAAAUAGUAAUGAUCAAGAACGACGCAUAGCAGAAUAUGUCAAAAUGAAUGAUGAAUAUCGAUUUUCAACUCCGUCAUCAUCAUAUAAUCGUCCUGUAGAAAAAAAUCCUACAAUUCGACGAAGUUUACGACAUUUUCCACAAUAUACAACACAGAGUACAACUGAGAGUGACCCAACACAAAAUGAUUUGCCAAUGAUUACAAGUACUAAUCUCUCAAAUAAUAAUGAUGAAUUAGCUAAAACAAUAAUUCAAACUGAUCUCAUUUCCCCAUGA